CCUUGCGAACCUCACUUAAAACGUGGCAGACAUGGUGAAGGGAGGGGAAAGGCCCGCCAACCGCUCCUGUUCAGGCCUCAGUAGGUCCAUAUUAUUUAUUCGCACAAAAAAACGGCCUUCUAACAGAUGACUGAGGCUUUUGUGUCACGGGCUCUCAUAGUAAAAGUUGUGAAGUUGAAUCUCAGGAGCCGUUCCUCAUAGGACAGAUUUUUAAGUUUAUGCGGUAAUCUGGUUAUUCUCCUUUAUUGAACUCUCUCUAUCUGUUCUAUGUCUUUAAUGUAGUAUGGAUUCCAGAUCGUUUGGGCAUAUUCAAGUUUUUGGUCUUACAUACGACUUGUAAAGUUUCAAGAUCAUUUCCUUUGAUAAGUCUUUAAAGGCUGUCUGAAUAAGGUAGAUCAUUGAAAUAGCCUUUUUGGACAUUUGUGUGAUAUGUGUAUCCCAUUUCAGGUCAUAUGUUAAAGUGACUCCUAAGUCUCGUUGUUUUGUUACUGGUGUUAUUUCCGUUUGUUUAAAAAAAUAGCUGAAAUUGCGAUUGUUUUGACCAAUAUGAAGGACAGUGCAUUUGUAAUCAUUCAGAGGCAUCCCCCACUUAUGUGUCCAAGCUUUAAUAUUGUUAAGGUCCAUUUGUAAUUCAACCUGAUGUAGAAGCGGAUUUGUGUACCUAUAGGUUUCCAUCAUCAGCAAAUGUUGCAUUAUUCGUGUGAAGCCCUUGAUAGAGAUCACUUAUCUAAGUUAUAAACAGCAGCGGGCCAAGGACUGACCCCUGAGGAACACCGCUGUGUACUUUGUAAAUGAGGAAUCCACACACGUACUUGGAAGGUACGUACAGUGAGAAAGCCUUCCAACAACCUCAGAAGUUUACCUCUAACUCCAAAAUGUUCCAAUUUAUAAAGCAAAAAUUCUGUUGGCACCUUGUCGAAUGCUUUUUCAAAAUCAAAGUAAAUGACAUCAAUUGGUUCACGGUUGUCAUCAGCCAGGGUCCACUCAUUUAGUCUGGUUAGCAGGUUUGUUAAUGUUGAUUUUCCUGGGAGAAAGCCAUGUUGUUCAGCAGGUAAAACAUUUUCAAGUAGAAAAUCAGUAAGUUCUUUGGCUACUAUUUUUUCCUAGUGCACUUGUUAGACUGUCUAUAAUUUUCUGCAUGCUGUUUGUUUCCUUUCUUGUAUAUUGGUGUUACCACAGCCCUCUUCCAGGCUAAAGGGAAAUCUCCUGUGCUCAUUACGGUGUUAAGCAAGUGAGACAAAGGCUCUUUCAGCACCUGUACACAGUUCUUGAGCAAAACUGGUGUGAUCUCAUCAGGUUUAUUUAAAUUCUAGAAUGCUCCAGAACUUUUCAAAGAUUGAAAAUUACAAUAUGAGUACCCAAUAUGUAAUUAUAAGGAAAUAUUAGCAAGUAAAUAUUUCUCUUUCAAUUCAAAUUCUUGAAUUUUCAUAAUUUAUCCUAUUCCAGGCUCUUGAUUUUCAAUUCUUUCUCAUUUUUCCUUGAUUUCUCUCUACUUCUCAUUUCUUUAGUGUUAAUUUUUCUACCAUUUCAAGUUUUUGAAUUUCGGUUUUAUUUUUAAAAAAUCCUACUACCUAUAUUGUGCGUAAAGUAUUCAUUCAAAUUUCUUAUCAGUUGUGCCGGUUCCUAAUUUAUCCCACAAUAUAACAACAAAAUGCAUUACUUAAUCAGUAGCUGAAUAUUUGUUUUUAAAUAAAAUCCACUUAUAAAAAUAAUUGCCAUUAGAUAAGAAUUAUUUUUAAACAAAUCAUAUAUAUAAUAAUAUGGAAGCUGCAUUAGGUCCUAUAUUGUCUUGUAUAAAGACAAUAAAAUCCAAUAUUUUGCACAUUGCAGCAAAAUCUCCAUUAUCAGCCCUAGCAGUGGUCAUUGUAAUUAGUACCCUUGUCUUGCCUCUAAUUACUGUGGCAGUACUAAUGCCUGUGGUAACUCUAUUUCGUUUAGGAGAAUAUUUAGGAGCAAAAGGAAUUUUAUCAAUUAUUUAUACAACAUUGUUCCAAAUUACUUUUUUAAUAGCAGUUUUACUGGUACCUACUACUUAUUGUUACCUUUGCAUUGGGCGCAGCUGGAAAUAUAAUGCAUUACAAUUUCUUUAAAACUACAAAUAAAGAAACAAUAAGUUGUAAUUUGGAUUAUAUGUAUCAGAAUAAUGUAUUUAUAGAAAAAUAAUAAAAUUUUUCAUUUGUCUAAAAUCAACUCCCAAAUUUGCUUGGUGAUUUCUUCCAUGGACAACUUUUCUGGGUCGUAUCUUAUAGGCUUUGGAACAUCUCUUAAAAUUACUGAAUAGAAUAAUUAAGGAAUCAUCUAUGAAGCUAUUAUCUAUUCACAAUCCGAUGUCCAAAGGUACAGGUAAAAUUUAUUAUCUUUCAUUGCUAUUUGUUAGGGAAAGGUGAUAAAUUUACCUGUACCUUUGGGUCCUUUGGACUACGGAUUGUGAAUAGGACAUAGUUUUGUUUAAAUAAUAUAAAAAAGGAUACAUCCAGUGACCUUUUUUGAAGAAAAAACUAAAUCGACUUUUGUUAGAACCUUGUAGGUCAAAAUCUCUUGCCUAAAAUCAAAUAUUCACUGUCAAAUUUGAAAUAGUGCUGUAAUAAGUUACCUUAGUUUGAUUAACUUUUCUUUCUCCUUGACCACAGAUUGUAGUUUUCCCUUAAAACUGGCUACAGAUUGUUCCAGCUCUUUGGCUUCAGCUUCCUUUUUAACUUCCAACCUUUCCAACUUCUCUAUAGAAGUUUUUAGGUUCUCAGUGUGCAUAGUAGAUUCAGUCGUGUCUUUUUCAAACUGUUCGUGCUUUUGGUUUUCUUGGACAAUUCGUUCCAGUAAUUGUUGCUGUAAAACUAAAAUUUUACAAACUACAAGCAGCUCAAAUUCAUGUUACUUACUUCUUGAUUUUUCAAUUUCUUCUAGAAAAUGGAAGUAUUGGCUUUCGUAGGGUUGGGAUUCCAGAAUUUCAUUUUUAUAGUGGUUUUCAACGUUUUCUACCAAAGCGGAACUGUAUUUUAAGCUGCUUUGGUUUUCUUGGGUAUACGUACUCACGUAAUCCGUUACGUUUUGUCCAGAGAACAUGAUUUUAAUGGAAAUAAAUUAGGAAAUUUUGCUUGUACACAUAGGAACACAAGAAAUGUUCGUUACAAAAUUUCAAAUUUCGUUUGGCAGAUGUCAACAAAACAUCACUGUCAAUACACUGUUGCAGUUUAG
Molecule: messenger RNA, 3192 nt
Organism: Ceutorhynchus assimilis (cabbage seed weevil)
Lineage: Eukaryota; Metazoa; Arthropoda; Insecta; Coleoptera; Curculionidae
Source: the annotation of a GenBank genome assembly